GUCUUAAUUGAACUCUCCAGUGCCUCUCCCCUGGAUAACACUCCCCACUGGUACCCUCUGAAGGAGCAGAGUGAAAGCAUUGACCACGGGAGAUCCCACUCGGGGCAGAGUAGCCAACCAUCUCCGAAACCGUCAGUCAUCAAGAGCAGAAGUCAUGGUAUUUUUCCUGAUCCAUCGAAAGAUAUGCAGAUGCCCACCAUUGAGAAGUCCCACAGCAGCCCGGGGAGCUCCAAAUCUUCCUCCGAGGGACACCUGCGCUCUCACGGACCCUCUCGCAGCCAAAGCAAAACCAGUGUCACUCAAACUCACCUUGAAGAUGCUGGGGCAGCCAUCGCUGCUGCCGAAGCCGCUGUCCAACAGCUCCGCCUCCAACCAAGUAAAAGACACAAAUAAAAUUCCUCAGCAUGGCAGCUUAAUUCUCAUCUGUGGCCUCCUCCUCCCGCCCUUCUUCUCCUCCCAUCUUCCUGCUUGCCCAUCUUCCCUGCUGCUGGCCUUUCCUUUCCUCCGCUCUGGCUCCUGUUCAGUGUUCUGUCGGUUUGUCUGUAAAUACAUAGAAACACACACAAUGCCCCUAAACUGGUUGUUUUCCCAGCAUGUUUCCCAUUUGCUCAGAAUGCUACGAUCCUGCACUUCUCAUGGGAAAGGUUUGUCUGUUGUGUUUUGUUCCUUUGGUGUCACUAAAUGCCUCAACUAAUUUAAAUAUUAUAGACUUUGUUUCCAGCUCUGCCCCUACCUGAGAAUUGUGGAAAAUUUAUUUUAAAAAACUCGGGAUGCUAAAUUUGAAAAGCAAAUGGGGUAGACCUAUUGUAGAAUAUCAGAAUUUGAAAACCAAAAUGAAAGACCGUAUUUGGUUCAGUUUCAUACUGGUAAACGUCCUUUGCUUUGUACAAAAUUAUUUUUUUAGAAACAACAUCCUUGAAAUGUUUUCUUCAUCCAAUGAUAAUAUUGUACAACCUCACAGACAGAAAUUCAUUGGCUGUGAUUAAAAUUAGAUACCGGCUUUAUUAAUGAU
Molecule: messenger RNA, 1012 nt
Organism: Thamnophis sirtalis
Lineage: Eukaryota; Metazoa; Chordata; Lepidosauria; Squamata; Natricidae
Source: RefSeq, a predicted model, not a curated record